Molecule: messenger RNA, 1004 nt
Organism: Drosophila novamexicana
Lineage: Eukaryota; Metazoa; Arthropoda; Insecta; Diptera; Drosophilidae
Product: mpv17-like protein 2
Exons: 1
Coding region: 99-770 (223 amino acids)
Biological process (GO): mitochondrial ribosome assembly
Cellular component (GO): cytoplasm; membrane
Source: RefSeq, a predicted model, not a curated record
UAAAGACUGAAAAUGUCAAAACAGCUUAAACUAUUUUGUUAAAUUAACUCUGUUCAUGUUGGCUAUAUGGGCUGUUGCCCAUUUAGCUUGUGAACAGCAUGUCAAUGCGAAAUCGUGAACGGUGGCAGAAAGUGCAGAUGAUUCUCAGCCGCUGGCACAAUAUCGCAUUCAGUAAAAAAUUCCUGCUCUUUACGAACCUGGGCAUCUCUAUUAGCUUAAGCAUGCUUGGCGAUACUAUGGAGCAGUCAUACGAGCGGUUUACGGGCCAAAUCGAAGGCUGGGAUCGUACACGUACAUUACGAAUGGGCAUCUCAGGCUUCACGGUGGGCAUUGUUUGUCAUUAUUGGUAUCAAUGGCUGGACUACUAUUAUCCCAAGAGGACCUUAAAAACGGUUGUCCACAAAAUAUUGCUCGAUCAAUUCAUUUGCUCGCCAUUCUAUAUCGGCGUAUUCUUUCUCACGAUGGGCUUGUUGGAAGAUAACACCUGGGAGGAAGUUAAAGAGGAGAUCAAGGACAAGGCUCUGAUUCUCUACAAGGCUGAGUGGACUGUAUGGCCAGUCGCACAGUUGAUUAACUUUUUCUUUAUUUCUCCGAAAUAUCGUGUUUUGUACGACAACACCGUAAGUCUGGGCUACGACGUCUACACCUCCAGGGUAAAGUACAAAAAGAAGGAACCACCAAAGAUGCUUUCCAAUAGCACAGCAUUGAAAAUAUAUAAGGCGCAUAGAAAUCAAACUAAGCCAAGGCAAUACCCAAAAAAAAAAAUGUAAUAUACAAGAAUUGUAAAAGAUUUUUUCAAAGUCUGCGUUUUUAUAUUAUUCAUGUGCAUACGUAUGGUACUAGCUUACCAGACGGGUAGUCUUUUUUGGCCAUGUUUCUCUCUUCGUAAUUUGAAAACUUUCUGGCACCACACUUAGCUCCUACUGCCACCGAGCGGAGUGAGUUUUUCCAAUCGAUAAAUCUUGUCUGAUUUCGGUUUUUCAAAAUCUGUAAGAUAUUUAUAA